Pan troglodytes (chimpanzee) is the source of this 4380-nucleotide messenger RNA. It is a transcript of the gene ELAPOR1, whose product is annotated as endosome-lysosome associated apoptosis and autophagy regulator 1. Gene Ontology annotation, biological process: positive regulation of vacuole organization; autophagosome assembly. The record is from RefSeq and is a predicted model, not a curated record. Gene Ontology annotation, cellular component: late endosome; lysosome; extracellular exosome. The transcript is spliced from 23 exons. The coding region runs from base 1119 to 4160 and encodes 1013 amino acids. Lineage: Eukaryota; Metazoa; Chordata; Mammalia; Primates; Hominidae.
GGGCGCCACCUGGCGGCUGACCACGGGAGGCCCCUGGGGAGGAAGCUCCAGGGACUGCAGAGGGAACGUUCCGCUGAGCGGGCCCCGAGACUUGGAAUUGCACUCCUGAGCCUCGGCGGAAAAGUGCUGGCUGCUUACCAUCAGGACUUCUGCAAAAGACUUCAGUUGAGGAAAGAAGUCCUGAAAGAUGACCCAGAAAUUUCCUUCUCCCUCGCACCUAACAAAAGGCUUUCAAAGCCAUGAGAGAAUGAGGAUGUCAAGAGACCAAAGACGGCCGGGCGCGGUGGUUCACGCCUGUAAUCUCAGCACUUUGGGAAGCGGAGGCGGGCGGAUCGCUUAAGCCCAAGAGUUCGAGACCAGUCUGGGCAACAUGGCGAAACCCCGUCUCUACAAAAAGUAGGAAAAAAAUUAGCUGGGCUUGGUGGCACGCGCCCGUAGUCCCAGCUACUCGGGAGGCUAAUCCAGGAGAAUCUCUUGAACCCGGAAGGCGGAGGUUGCAGUUAGCCGAGAUCGCGCCACUGCACUCCAGUCUGGGCGAGAGAGUGAGACCCUGUCUAGAGAGAGAGAGAGAGAGAGAGAGAGAGAGAGAGAGAGAGAGAGAGAGAGAGACAGAGACAGACCCACGUGCGGCGCUUGGGAAAUUGCGGCUAAGGCAAACUCCUCGCUUAAACUCGGAUCAACUACAGUGUCGGGGCUUCUCUUCUAGCCGGUUGUAAAAGCACGGAUGGAUUUGGCGGGAUGUAAGAUCUCCAGGAGUGGCCUUCGUAGGAGGGAACACGUACUGGGGCCCCUUCCAGGCGACGACGUCUGGAGGGUGAUCUCUCCAUCUUCUUUCUCUCGGUUCACACGCCACGUGUGAAACAUCGGAGAUGCUCAUAAAAUAACCCCUGGCCCGAAAGGGCAGUAGAAAACGGAAAUUUGUUGGCUGGCUUGGAGGAUGCUUCCACCGUGUUCUUCACACGAGCCCCGGGCCUGCCUGUUGGGCCGGUUGCGCACCCCGGGCGCGCGCUCUCCCGCGCCCACGCCGCGCGCACCAGCGGCGGCGGCUGCCAUGGCGACCCGCAGAAGCAGCAGCCGCAGCACCUGAGCCGCUACUGCCGCUCACUCAGGACAACGCUAUGGCUGAGCCUGGGCACAGCCACCAUCUCUCCGCCAGAGUCAGGGGAAGAACUGAGAGGCGCAUACCCCGGCUGUUGCGGCUGCUGCUCUGGGCUGGGACCGCCUUCCAGGUGACCCAGGGAACGGGACCGGAGCUUCACGCCUGCAAAGAGUCUGAGUACCACUAUGAGUACACGGCGUGUGACAGCACGGGUUCCAGGUGGAGGGUCGCCGUGCCGCAUACCCCGGGCCUGUGCACCAGCCUGCCUGACCCCGUCAAGGGCACCGAGUGCUCCUUCUCCUGCAACGCCGGGGAGUUUCUGGAUAUGAAGGACCAGUCGUGUAAGCCAUGCGCUGAGGGCCGCUACUCCCUCGGCACAGGCAUUCGGUUUGAUGAGUGGGAUGAGCUGCCCCAUGGCUUUGCCAGCCUCUCAGCCAACAUGGAGCUGGAUGACAGUGCUGCUGAGUCCACCGGGAACUGUACUUCGUCCAAGUGGGUUCCCCGGGGCGACUACAUCGCCUCCAACACGGACGAAUGCACAGCCACACUGAUGUACGCCGUCAACCUGAAGCAAUCUGGCACCGUUAACUUCGAAUACUACUAUCCAGACUCCAGCAUCAUCUUUGAGUUUUUCGUUCAGAAUGACCAGUGCCAGCCCAAUGCAGAUGACUCCAGGUGGAUGAAGACCACAGAGAAAGGAUGGGAAUUCCACAGUGUGGAGCUAAAUCGAGGCAAUAAUGUCCUCUAUUGGAGAACCACAGCCUUCUCAGUAUGGACCAAAGUACCCAAGCCUGUGCUGGUGAGAAACAUUGCCAUAACAGGGGUGGCCUACACUUCAGAAUGCUUCCCCUGCAAACCUGGCACGUAUGCAGACAAGCAGGGCUCCUCUUUCUGCAAACUUUGCCCAGCCAACUCUUAUUCAAAUAAAGGAGAAACUUCUUGCCACCAGUGUGACCCUGACAAAUACUCAGAGAAAGGAUCUUCUUCCUGUAACGUGCGCCCAGCUUGCACAGACAAAGAUUAUUUCUACACACACACGGCCUGCGAUGCCAACGGAGAGACACAACUCAUGUACAAAUGGGCCAAGCCGAAAAUCUGUAGUGAGGACCUUGAGGGGGCAGUGAAGCUGCCUGCCUCUGGUGUGAAGACCCACUGCCCACCCUGCAACCCAGGCUUCUUCAAAACCAACAACAGCACCUGCCAGCCCUGCCCAUAUGGUUCCUACUCCAAUGGCUCAGAUUGUACCCGCUGCCCUGCGGGGACUGAACCUGCUGUGGGAUUUGAAUACAAAUGGUGGAACACGCUGCCCACAAACAUGGAAACGACCGUUCUCAGUGGGAUCAACUUCGAGUACAAGGGCAUGACAGGCUGGGAGGUGGCUGGUGAUCACAUUUACACAGCUGCUGGAGCCUCAGACAAUGACUUCAUGAUUCUCACUCUGGUUGUGCCAGGAUUUAGACCUCCACAGUCGGUGAUGGCAGACACAGAGAAUAAAGAGGUGGCCAGAAUCACAUUUGUCUUUGAGACCCUCUGUACUGUGAACUGUGAGCUCUACUUCAUGGUGGGUGUGAAUUCUAGGACCAACACUCCUGUGGAGACGUGGAAAGGUUCCAAAGGCAAACAGUCCUAUACCUACAUCAUUGAGGAGAACACUACCACGAGCUUCACCUGGGCCUUCCAGAGGACCACUUUUCAUGAGGCAAGCAGGAAGUACACCAAUGAUGUUGCCAAGAUCUACUCCAUCAAUGUCACCAAUGUUAUGAAUGGCGUGGCCUCCUACUGCCGUCCCUGUGCCCUAGAAGCCUCUGAUGUGGGCUCCUCCUGCACCUCUUGUCCUGCUGGUUACUAUAUUGACCGAGAUUCAGGAACCUGCCACUCCUGCCCCUCUAACACAAUUCUGAAAGCCCACCAGCCUUAUGGUGUCCAGGCCUGUGUGCCCUGUGGUCCAGGGACCAAGAACAACAAGAUCCACUCUCUGUGCUACAACGAUUGCACCUUCUCACGCAACACUCCGACCAGGACUUUCAACUACAACUUCUCCGCUUUGGCAAACACUGUCACUCUUGCUGGAGGGCCAAGCUUCACUUCCAAAGGGCUGAAAUACUUCCAUCACUUUACCCUCAGUCUCUGUGGAAACCAGGGUAGGAAAAUGUCUGUGUGCACCGACAAUGUCACUGACCUCCGGAUUCCUGAGGGUGAGUCAGGGUUCUCCAAAUCUAUCACAGCCUACGUCUGCCAGGCAGUCAUCAUCCCCCCAGAGGUGACCGGCUACAAGGCCGGGGUUUCCUCACAGCCUGUCAGCCUUGCUGAUCGACUUAUUGGGGUGACAACAGAUAUGACUCUGGAUGGAAUCACCUCCCCAGCUGAACUUUUCCACCCGGAGUCCUUGGGAAUACCGGACGUGAUCUUCUUUUAUAGGUCCAAUGAUGUGACCCAGUCCUGCAGUUCUGGGAGAUCAACCACCAUCCGCGUCAGGUGCAAUCCACAGAAAACUGUCCCUGGAAGUUUGCUGCUGCCAGGAACGUGCUCGGAUGGGACCUGUGAUGGCUGCAACUUCCACUUCCUGUGGGAGAGCGCGGCUGCUUGCCCGCUCUGCUCAGUGGCUGACUACCAUGCUAUCGUCAGCAGCUGUGUGGCUGGGAUCCAGAAGACUACUUACGUGUGGCGAGAACCCAAGCUAUGCUCUGGUGGCAUUUCUCUGCCUGAGCAGAGAGUCACCAUCUGCAAAACCAUAGAUUUCUGGCUGAAAGUGGGCAUCUCUGCAGGCACCUGUACUGCCAUCCUACUCACCGUCUUGACCUGCUACUUUUGGAAAAAGAAUCAAAAACUAGAGUACAAGUACUCCAAGCUGGUGAUGAAUGCUACUCUCAAGGACUGUGACCUGCCAGCAGCUGACAGCUGCGCCAUCAUGGAAGGCGAGGAUGUAGAGGACGACCUCAUCUUUACCAGCAAGAAGUCACUCUUUGGGAAGAUCAAAUCAUUUACCUCCAAGAGGACUCCUGAUGGAUUUGACUCAGUGCCGCUGAAGACAUCCUCAGGAGGCCCAGACAUGGACCUGUGAGAGGCACUGCCUGCCUCACCUGCCUCCUCACCUUGCAUAGCACCUUUGCAAGCCUGCGGCGAUUUGGGUGCCAGCAUCCUGCAACACCCACUGCUGGAAAUCUCUUCAUUGUGGCCUUAUCAGAUGUUUGAAUUUCAGAUCUUUUUUUAUAGAGUACCCAAACCCUCCUUUCUGCUUGCCUCAAACCUGCCAAAUAUACCCACACUUUGUUUGUAAAUUA